Molecule: messenger RNA, 954 nt
Organism: Elephantulus edwardii (Cape elephant shrew)
Lineage: Eukaryota; Metazoa; Chordata; Mammalia; Macroscelidea; Macroscelididae
Gene: GDF15
Product: growth differentiation factor 15
Exons: 2
Coding region: 1-954 (317 amino acids)
Biological process (GO): SMAD protein signal transduction
Cellular component (GO): extracellular region
Molecular function (GO): growth factor activity; cytokine activity
Source: RefSeq, a predicted model, not a curated record
AUGCAGCGCCUGCUUGGUUUAGCUGUGACUGCAACCAGCACAGCGAUGCCCUGGCUGGGACGGAAGCCACUGCACCGUUCUCCUGUGCUGCUGCUGCUGCUCUCGCUGCUGCCGCCCGAGGGCGCCCUGUCCUCGGUCCUGGAGCGCAGCCCCGGGCAGCUGAGACCCCCAGGGUUGGAGACCUCUAGAUUCUGGGAGUUGCACAAACAUUACGAGAAACUGAUGAAGCAGCUGCACGUCAACCAGAGCUGGGAAGAGGUGAGCUCAGGCUCCAACACCGCCGCUUUUGUCUGGAUCCUGACCCCUGAAUUGCGGCUCAGUCCCAGCGGUCAUUCGUAUCUUCGCAUCCCCAGAGCAGCCCUUCCAGUCGGGCACCCCGCCGUCCCCCGCCUGCACCAGGCUCUGCUGCGGCUGUCCCCGACGACGCCGAGCCCGCGCGAUGUGACGCGGCCGCUGAAGCGCCUGCUCGCCCAUGGGAACUCUGCGUCACCUGUGCUACGCCUGCCGGCACCGCAGCCGUGGGACCUGGAGCUGGCUGCCCAGCCCUCUACCCAUGCCCACCUGGAACUACACCUACGAGCGCACGCCGCCAGGGGACGCCGCAACACGCAUGCGCGCACCGCGGAGGCCUGGGUGGCGGGAGCCACGAAUUGCUGCGGCGUGCAGAGCCCGCGCGUGACGCUCGAAGAGCUGGGCUGGACCGACUGGGCGCGAGGGCCUAAAGAGCUGAACUUGCGCGCACGCGUGGGCGCGUGCCCGCCCCGCUCCCGCUCAGUAAGUGCGCACGCGCGAAUCAAGACGCGCCUACAUAAUCUGGACCGAGAUUCUUUCCCUGCUCCAUGCUGCGUGCCCUCCAGCUUCGAGCCAGUGGUGCUCAUGCACCGGGACAGCAAUGCCCGCCUGACACUCACUUCUUACAAAGACAUCCUCGUCAAGGACUGCCACUGCGCGUAA